Sitodiplosis mosellana (orange wheat blossom midge) is the source of this 2040-nucleotide messenger RNA. Its product is annotated as AFG3-like protein 2. Gene Ontology annotation, molecular function: ATP-dependent peptidase activity; ATP binding; metalloendopeptidase activity. Lineage: Eukaryota; Metazoa; Arthropoda; Insecta; Diptera; Cecidomyiidae. Gene Ontology annotation, cellular component: membrane; m-AAA complex. The transcript has 6 exons. Bases 1 to 2040 code for a protein of 679 amino acids. Gene Ontology annotation, biological process: protein-containing complex assembly; mitochondrial protein processing. The record is from RefSeq and is a predicted model, not a curated record.
AUGGUAUCUGGCAAACGGGACAAUAAGGGAACCAAACCGAAAAAACAAUGUUGGAAGGACCCGCAACGACAAAAAUGGUUUGGCUUGGGUUUGAUAGUUUUGGUGUUUUUGCUUGGAAUUGCAGCCAUUACAUACUUUACAUACGGUCCGCAAGAGGAAUACCAAGACAUUAGCUGGAAUGAAUUAACGAAUUUGACGGUCGAAGGGAAUAUUUCAUGUUUGGAAGUUAUUGACCGCAAUUGGAUUCGUGUUGUGAUGUUACCUGAAAAAAACACAACAAACAAAACCGUGCGCUUCAAAAUCGGUAGCGUGGAUUCGCUAGAGAGAACUCUCGAGAACAUACAACAUGACUAUAACAUUGAUCGAAAAAAUUAUGUCGAUAUCAUUUAUAAAGAAGAAAAAGAGGAUGUUUUUGUCCUAUUGGUUUUACCAAUAUGUAUGCUAUUUUUUAUGUUAAUCGUGACGUUUAUCGUUGAUAUGAAAGAAAAACACUGCGAAUAUGACAAAUAUGACAAAUAUAGGAAAUCAAUCGCUAAACUUAUUGAUUCAAACGAAAUUACAGCUCGUUUCAAAGAUGUCGGUGGGUGUGAGGAAGCCAAAAUCGAAAUUAUGGAGUUUGUCAAUUUUUUAAAAAAUCCAAAGAAAUACAUCGAAUUAGGAGCUAAAACUCCAAAAGGAGCCAUAUUGACUGGCCCACCAGGUACCGGUAAAACAUUAUUAGCUAAAGCAACCGCUGGAGAGGCCGAUGCGUCGUUCAUUUCAGUGUCUGGCUCGGAAUUCACGGAAAUGUUUGUCGGUGUGGGUCCAUCGCGUAUUCGUGACAUGUUCAAAAUGGCACGAGAGAAUUCACCAUGCAUUUUGUUCAUUGAUGAAAUUGAUGCUUUAGGUCGAGUACGUGAAUCGGAGUAUUACGGUAACUCGGACUCGGAAGACGAGAGAACGUUAAAUCAGCUCUUGGUCGAAAUGGAUGGUUUCAACACAACAGAAAAUGUGAUUGUAUUUGCUGCUACGAAUCGAAUAGAUAUUUUGGACGAGGCUUUGUUACGCAAAGGUCGUUUCGAUCGGCAAAUCGAUGUGUCAGCUCCCGAUAUUAAAGGACGUGCAAGUAUAUUCAAAGUGCAUUUGAACCCAUCGAAAACAACGCUAGACAAGCAGGUGUUAUCUAGAAAGAUGGCAGCGCUUACGCCAGGUUUUACCGGUGCAGACAUAGCGAAUGUUUGUAAUGAAGCCGCAUUGAUUGCGGCCCGUAAUGCAAGCGAAUCAAUUGAGAUGAAGCAUUUCGAGCAAGCAAUCGAACGUUGCAUCGGCGGUAUGGAGAAGAAAACAAAUGUGUUGACGCUGGAUGAAAAGCGAACGGUUGCCUAUCAUGAAGCUAGACAUACAGUUGCCGGUUGGUUUUUGGAAUUUGCCAAUCCAUUGCUCAAAGUGUCGAUUGUUCCACGUGGUAAGGGUCUUGGCUAUGCACAAUACUUGCCAAAGGAUCCGUAUCUGUUGUCAAAAGAGCAAUUAUUUGAUCAAAUGUGUAUGCUACUGGGUGGGCGAACUGCCGAGGAGAUUUUCUUCGGCCGAAUCACAACCGGUGCACAAGAUGAUUUAGAAAAGGUCACACAAAGUGCCUAUGCUCAAAUUGUCAUUUAUGGUAUGAAUGAAAAAGUGGGCAAUGUUAGUUUCGAUAUGAAAAAACGUUCGGUCAAACCAUAUUCCGAACAAACAGCCCAAUUAAUCGAUGAAGAGGUUCGAAAACUCAUCGAUUCAGCAUACAAACGAACGAAAGAUUUAAUCGUCAAACAUAAAACCGAUUUAGAAAAAGUAGCCGAAAGUUUGCUCGAAAAUGAAGUGCUAAAACGUGAUGAUCUGAUUGAAUUACUCGGACCACGUCCAUUCAAAGAGAAGUCUACAUAUGAAGAAUUCGUCGAAGGUACUGGAUCAUUUGAAGAAGACACCACAUUGCCAGUGGGUCUUUUGGACAUGAAUCAAAAUACGAAUGCAGAUGUGAAGCCAACAAAACUUGUUGAAAAAUCAAACAAAGGAGUCGAAUGA